UCUAAUCGAGGUUGCAACUCCAUCAUAAGAGAGCUGCAGACUCGGACCUGGAGGACUGCGGUGGAUGAAUGCUGUGGAGGCACGAUCGUCUUCUCGCAUGUGCUUUUUGGCUUUUCGAUCUCGAUUUACUUUCCAUCUUGUCACGAACCUCGGUCUGCUGACACGACGACCGCUUAUUCGCAAUGUCGUCUUAUGCCUCGCUGUGUGGUUCCGCCUCCGGCUCCGGCAACACAGACGAGUCAGCUCGUCAGAAUCAAAGCUCUGCAGUCUUCGGCGUGCUCCAACCGUCGCAGCGGGCUAAUAUCAACGCGUCACUGCAUCAGCAAGUCGCCUCAUCGUUCCAAAUCAACCGAACUGGUACCGACGCAGCUCCUACUCUUUCGACUGCGUUUCUCGAGAAGGGGGAAGCCCGAUGCGCGUACAGCUUUUUGUCCUCUCAAGAACAGCAGCAGCAACAGCAGCAACAACGACAGCAAGACUUGUACCAGCAGCAGCUCCACUACUUUGCCGCGCUUCAGGCACAACAUCAACGUCGCUUUCAGGAGCAACAGCACGAGUUCAACGAGCAGGCUCUGCAGCAGCAGCAGCAAGGUGCAUUUGACUGGACUUCGUCCACACCAUUCUCUGUUCCAAACUCUGAGGCUACUGCGGCAGUGGCCGUAUCUCCUCAUUACACAGCGAGUCGCUUCCCGCUCUCUCCGCUGUAUAACGAAAUAGACGCAUCGAAGCUCGUCCCGGCGCCCUCCCUCGCUCAGCGCGGCCACUCUUUUUCGGGCGUCACCGGCGAGCCUCCGUGGGAGUUCGCAUCUCUUAUGGUCGAGGGAACUACAUUUAUGGAACGGUCAAACAGCAUGCCAAACUCCAAUUCACGAAGAAUGGCAGCAGCUGCUGCUGCUGCUGCCACCGGCCCGCAGAAGGCAUCGCAAGACUCCAUGGGAGGGCCUUCUAUUGUCGCGAGCAGGGCUGGCAGUAAAGGCGCGCGCACACGUAGCUCGCUUCCGUUUGCCCCGACGCUCAAAACCGAGGAUGGACUGUUCGAUUCGAAAGACUCAUCCGCCAUGUCCGCGUCCUCGUUCGCAGAAGACGACUUUGACGAGUCGUAUGACAGCGGACACGGCGACGCGUCGGCCGACACGCUCGGCGCGCCGGUUGCCUACGAUGGUAGCGAUCCAGAAGUGUUCAAAUGCCCGCACUGCGACAAGCAGUACACUGGCAAGCACGCGCGCAGCAUCUGGCGCCGGCAUCUGCAGGACAAGCACUCGAUCCCUCUCUCGCUGCAGCCGCGUCGCACGCGUUGGGAUGGGGACGCAAACCGCCCGAAGAACGCCGAGGAACGACGUGCAAGGAUGCUCGAGAGCAAGAGGCGAUGGGCGCGAAAGAAGCGCAUGCAGGACAAGGCUGUCUCCCUCGGAUUGCCUCCUGAUGCAGAUGUCAAUACCAUUCGAAAACGCAUGGCUGAGAUGCCAGCGCAUGAGUUCGACCAGAUGAUGGAUGAGCCGGAAGGCGGGAUGCCCAGUGUCACACAACCGACAUUCUCCGUCGGGUCGCGCAUCUUCGGCACCAGUGCCGCCGUCGCCAGCCCCUCCACGAAUGGAGCUGGCGCAAGCGGGAACAAGUCAUCAGCUCAACUUGACAGCAGACCGAUUGCAAGCGUGCAACAACAAGCAGAUGACUCUUUCUUCCGCCACGCUAGUGGGGCUGCUCCUGAUUCAUCUGCACGCUCAGACUUUAACGCUUCCCCUGGCCUUGUCGCCGACCGCAUCGCCGGCGUUGGCACAGGCAGGCCACAGAAAAAUCAUCAGCCUGAUGUCUUCGACCUUCCUCCAGCUCAAGGACCAGUCUCAUUCACUAUCCGUCAUCUUGACCCGAACGUCACACCGAUUCAGCACUUUGCCAUGCUGCAGCCGACACCGCCGUCGACGGGGCCUAGCAGCGCCGAAAAGGACCUACACGCGCUCAAGCAUAAGAUGCUCGCCAGCAUGUACGGAUCCAAGUACAAGCCGCUGCUCUCGCCUCCUACUUCGGGCGAAAAAUCGACCCAUCUUUCUCAGCAACAGCAGCAGCCGCCGACGAGUGUCUAUCCCAAACCGGGUAUUCUCAACAUGGCGACACCCAGCUUUGCUGCUACCGCAAGCUCGGCCCGUUCGUCGGAUGUGAACCCCUUUUCUCAGCAGGUGAAUCAGAACAACAUCGAGCCGCCUCAUAGCAAAGCGCGAGCUGGAAAGACCGAAGAAGCGGCUGAAGAGGCAGCUUCUCAGCUGCUGGCUUUGGCUUCGGAGUCCACCUCAGCUAACGAGCGUGCCCACGCCGAGCGCCAGAAUAGCAACAAUGCACAGGGUGACAGCCCGACCCGCUCGCCAUCGGCGAGACCGCGCAAGGAGGCGCAGUACCGUCUAGGGCGCCCGGGUAUGAGCCCACGGUCUAACUCGGUCUCCGCACCUAGCCGACCAGCAUCCGGGGAGAGCACUUUCGGCGGAUCACCCAGGCGCCAUUCGUCGCUUGAGCCACUCGUGCCUCUAUCGCACCAGGAGCCGACGGCGGGCCAGCAGCUCGCAACAACGACGGUUGCUGCUCCGCUGUCUGCGUCCCGCUUUACGUUCGACCGUGCUUCAUCACCUCGGGCGAACCCAUUUUCGCUUGAGCAGCACAAGAUCUCACCCAUCUUGUCCCGUCGCACAUCCGGUCUCUCCCCAAGCGGCGCCAAUCAGGACCUGCCCCUCGCAGGCCUGUUGCCACUUCGGAUGCCUCUACUCGGCGUUGACUUAAAGCUGCCACCGCUGGUCGCUACACCUGCACGUGAGUUUGCGGACCCGAUCGGUAGCAUGAAACGAAGUCCUAUCGAAGAAGAGGAGCGGGCCAACAGCGUCACGAGCGACGCCUCCAAGAAGCCACGACUAGAUCCCAAAGACAUCAACAUCUCGCCCGUUCGGCCAGGAGCAUCUGUGGCGGAAGGACACUCUCGCUCGUUUUUUACGCCAUUCCACAAGUCUACAUCGCAAGCUACUACUGACGCGUUGGGAAAGAGCGUCGUCAGGCCUUCGCUUGGCAUUCUUGGCUCAGCAAGCCGCCCGUCGCGCAGGGAUGAUCAAUUUUCCUCGCCACAGCAUCUCGGACUCACAAGCAGCCUGGGUUUGGCGCCUCAAUCGGUGCUGCGCAACGCGAACGCAGCCAACUUUGACGUUGACACCCCGGCGCCUGCAGCCUCGAAGACCGCGUGGCCUGCUACGGUCUUGCGUCCGAGCAGCGGCUCACAAGGCCCACGCUACGCAGCGUCCAGCCUUCGCGAGCAAGCCAGCAGCAGUCCGGUUGAAGAAGAUGAAGACCCGCUAGCACGUGUAGCAUCUGGUACCGUAUACACCCAGCAGCGUAAGAUCAACAACGAUCUCACUCCGAGCAAACGCGGGCAAGCCCGCUCAGCAAAGCCACCUGGUGUUCUGAGCCUCGGCAUUUUAAACGGAUCACCCAAGAAGAAGGUGCCUUCAGCAAUGUAAAGGAUUAAUCUAGCAGCCCCAAUGUAUCUCUCUUGCAUAUUUGUCCAGUA
Tilletiaria anomala UBC 951 is the source of this 3541-nucleotide messenger RNA. RefSeq lists its product as uncharacterized. Lineage: Eukaryota; Fungi; Basidiomycota; Exobasidiomycetes; Georgefischeriales; Tilletiariaceae. The record is from RefSeq and is a predicted model, not a curated record. The coding region runs from base 183 to 3491 and encodes 1102 amino acids. The transcript has a single exon.